Symsagittifera roscoffensis is the source of this 857-nucleotide messenger RNA. RefSeq lists its product as uncharacterized. Gene Ontology annotation, cellular component: plasma membrane. Gene Ontology annotation, molecular function: G protein-coupled peptide receptor activity. Gene Ontology annotation, biological process: neuropeptide signaling pathway. The record is from RefSeq and is a predicted model, not a curated record. NCBI's taxonomy places the organism in Eukaryota, Metazoa, Xenacoelomorpha, Acoela, Convolutidae.
AAUUGGAUAGACGACACCUGGGGAUUCAGGACGCGAAUGGAUUGGCUCACUUACAAGGCCUGCAAGUUCAACGAGGCCACACGACUCAUUAACGAGUACAGCACCCCUCUCGUGCUCACUUUCCUCGCCGUGGAAAGACUGAUUGUGGUCGUGUUCCCAUUCAGAGCCAAACAGUUGCUCAACAAGUGGACGUACAUGGGUUGUUCCAUUGGCAUUCCCAUCUUCACAGUGUCCAUGGUCAUGGGCAUAUUCAGGGGGGACAACGGAAGAUGCGGAUAUUCAGGCAACGGAGGACUGUACAGAGACGGUAGGACGAAGUUCCUAUUCGACAUCCCACUUCUGUUCGCCCUUCCAGCUAUGGCCUGUCUCGUCAUGUAUGGCUUAGUGGCGGCUAAACUACUCAGAAAACCCGCCACUGCUGCCGCGAAGAACAAAGACAACAACGCCGACAACAAGGGAAAGGAGAAGAGUGAGAAGGAGAAGCGGAACAUUCUGCUGUGCAAGUGUUUCUUCUCGACCACUGUGGCGUGGAUUGUGUGCUGGAGCUACACCUACUACUGGGACUCCAACACAAUCCUCGAGUGGAGAGGAAGGAAGGAGUGGACUGCAGGUGAAUAUGUGUUGUACCUGAACCGUGACUUGGCCCUCUAUCUCUACUCGGUCAUCAACCCCGUCAUCUUCAUCAUCGUCAAUCGCCAGUUCCAACAGCCAAUCAAAAUGCUCGUGAACAAAGUUAAAAAGUGCACAGGAGAUGCAUGAUUGAAAACCCUGCAAACUUUUCCUGGAAGUUGUCGGCUCAUUCCUCCUUGAAUUUUCCCUAAAAUUAAUCUUUACCAAAAAUAAAUGUCAUAAAACUA